AGUACACUGCUGCCAGGAUCUUGUCUGUGGAGCGCAGCGCGGCCAGGACCUCCGGCUGCAGCACACCGCUGCCAGGAUCUCGUCGGCAGAGCGCUCCGCGGUCCGGACCCCGCCCCGUGCGCGUCCCCGACCCCGCCCCGUGCGCGUCCCCGGCGUUGGCGUUGGCGUCGUCGUCCUGUUGCUGGUCUCCGUCCGGUCGUCGGCCGUCUAGGUCUCCGGCCCUCCCCAGCCGCUCCUGCGCCCUUGCCGGCCCCGCCGCCCGCAGCCCUGGCGCUCCCUGCGGGCCCCGCCGAGGCCGCCUGCGCCCUGUGCCAGCGCGCGCCCCGGGAACCGGUGCGCGCCGACUGCGGCCACCGCUUCUGUCGGGCGUGCGUGGUGCGCUUCUGGGCCGAGGAGGACGGGCCCUUCCCGUGCCCCGAGUGCGCCGACGACUGCUGGCAGCGCGCCGUGGAGCCCGGCAGGCCCCCGCUCAGCCGCCGCCUUCUGGCGCUCGAGGAGGCGGCCGCGGCGCCCGCGCGCGACGGCCCGGCCAGCGAGGCCGCGCUGCAGCUGCUGUGCCGCGCCGACGCCGGCCCGCUCUGCUCCGCCUGCCGUAUGGCUGCGGGCCCCGAGCCGCCCGAGUGGGAACCGCGCUGGAGGAAGGCGCUGCGCGGCAAGGAGAACAAGGGGUCUGUGGAAAUCAUGAGAAAGGACUUGAAUGACGCCCGGGACCUGCAUGGCCAGGCAGAGUCAGCAGCUGCAGUGUGGAAGGGACACGUGAUGGACCGUAGGAAGAAGGCACUGACCGACUACAAGAAGCUGCGGGCCUUCUUUGUGGAGGAGGAGGAGCAUUUCCUGCAGGAGGCUGAGAAGGAGGAGGGGCUCCCUGAGGACGAGCUGGCUGACCCCACUGAGCGGUUCAGGUCACUGCUGCAGGCGGUCUCAGAGCUGGAGAAGAAGCAUCGCAACCUGGGCCUCAGCAUGCUGCUGCAGGUGCGGGAGCCCCGCUGGGUGUGCCCACCAUCGGGCCAGGGUGGACGCAGGCAGCAGCGAGCCAUUGGGGGACCAUUGCCCGAAGUCAAGGCUUAAAAGCCCAGCCUGACUCCCACUGCCGUGGCCUUGCAGGGCUGAAUUUCGGGAAUGGGUGGGUGGUCAGGGAAGGUGAUGGGAAGGGGUUUUAAGUUGAGGAGGGUCUGAGGUGUCCCUGACCUUCACAAAGGAGGGCACUUGGCAUCCCAAGUGCCCGAGCAUGGAAGGCUCCUGCCUCGCCCUGGGGUCCUGAAGGCAGAAGCAGCCAAGAAACCCAACCUCAGGGCUUUUCUUCUGCCUCUGCCCAGGGCCUGGCCUGAACCCCAGACCCUGCAGCAACCCAGAUGGCCCUGAACGGUUCAGUUGCCCGUGCCAGCCAUAGGUGACAAGGCUUUGGCCCUGGGGAGACGGAAGUCUGGGCCAGGCCCUGGGUUUGUUGUGCUCAGGACAGUACCUCAUGCGCUGUCUCAUGUGCUCUCUCUCUCUUUUUCGCUCUCUCCUUUUGCCUCUGUCUCUGCCUCUGUGUGUCUCUUUCUCUUUUUGUCUCUCUGUCUUUCCCUCUCCCCUCCCAUGCAGUGAUGGCGCCAACCCGCAGCAGUCCCAGAGCUGGAGGCAGGAGGAUGGAUCCUCAUCUCCAUGGGAAGUGUCAGCGUAUGGCUGCCAGGGAAGCGUGGCAGGUGCCUGGCCUUGGGUCCAUCUACAUAGUUGCGUGUUUCAACAAUGUCCAUUUAUCCUUCACCCCGAGGCGUGUUUUGGGGGCUGCAAACACCUCCCGGUAGAGGCUGGACCUGAGGACCCUUCCCACCUGUGCCCGUCCCUUCCUGAAGUCCUAGCCACAGCCCAUCCUCCAUGAGUCCCGGCAGCUCUGGGUCAUGCCCUUCCCUGGUCACCCAUCUGCCCCUCACCUCGUCAUCCAGGGACCCAGACCCUGCACCUUCCAUGUGGGCCCACAGAUCCUUGGCAGGUACCUGAGGUGCACCAUUGAGUGUCGGAUUUGGGGUUAGCAUCCAGAAAGAAGAAUGCGCCUGAGGCUCUGUGAAGGCUGGAACUCAGGUUUUCAGGGAGAGAAAGGAAGACUGGAUUGCACCUUGAUGCCUCCUGAGGAGGCGGCCCCCUUCUUGAGGUGGGCGUGGGCCCCGCCCAGCCUUAUCCAAGUCGCUCUGUCCACCUCCCCCUUCCUGGCCCCAACCCCACUCCUGUGCCUCCCAGGAGCCCUCCCUGUGCUCCACCUGCCUCUGCAGAAGGAAGCCUCCUCCUCUGUUUCCCUGGGUGAGGGGGCUGGCAGGUGGCUAACCCCAUUUAGCAUCUCCAGGCCCUGCCAUGGUGUCUCAUCUUGCUGUUCUCUCUAGCUCUUUCCCUCCUCCCAUUUCCUUUAAUAGUUGAAUUUUGCAAAGCUUGUAGCAGUUAGCUCAGUUGCCUGCAGCAUCCUUGUGUGUAGAUAAAUUAGUCGACAGAAACUCAGCACUGGGGACAGGAUUGCAAAGUCGGGGACAUAGAUGCAGACAGAUGUUGAGAUUCGGGGAUAGCUGGGCUUGUGAGCGGUGCCCAUUUCCAGAUGGAGCCUUUCAGCCCUUCCGAGUCCCUGGCCCUUGGUGCGAUGUCUGUGAGUUUGACCUGCCCAGCGACUGGGCUGGCUCAAUGCUGAAUAAAGUGGGUUUGUGUCA
This is a messenger RNA of Gorilla gorilla gorilla (western lowland gorilla), 2672 nucleotides long. It is a transcript of the gene RNF187, whose product is annotated as ring finger protein 187. NCBI's taxonomy places the organism in Eukaryota, Metazoa, Chordata, Mammalia, Primates, Hominidae. The annotation marks the transcript as partial. The record is from RefSeq and is a predicted model, not a curated record. The transcript is spliced from 3 exons.